AUGGAUGAUUCACAAGUGGAAAGAUGGCUGCAUGAGCUAGAUACUGAAGACGUAGAAGUGAUUGAGAGUGAAGAUGAUGAAGUUCAGCCACAACCCGACUUGCAGGCCCUAGUUCGCGAGUUAGAACUCCGUGAAUAUGAAGAGGAAAGAUUGAGCGAAUCUGACAAACCAUCAGGCUCAGAUGACGUUCCACUCUCACAACUAGCAACCAGAAGGCGCGGUUCAGUCGGAAAAUUACAUGCUACAUUACCAAAUUCUGGUAUUGAUUACAAUAAUAUCAAUAUGCAAAUGUCCAAAUUCUGGGAACUAGAAGAAGUUCCACUAAAACGUCAUUUAAACCCCAAGGAGAAGGCAUGUGAAGCUCAUUUUAUUAAUCACACCUUUCACCUCGAGUCAGGUCGAUUCUCUAUCAGUUUGCCCUUAAAAGAUUCACCCUCAGAAGACUGUUUGGGUGAAUCUUAUACUCUCGCCAAAAAACGCUUACUCACUUUAGAAAAACGAUUUAGAAAGCAGCCAGACGUCAAAUUACAAUACAUAAAAUUUAUACGAGAAUAUGAAGAAUUAGAAUAUCUUACCGAAUCAACAAUUUCUAAACCAGAUCCUUCAUAUUUUCUAUGUCAUCAUGCUGUAUUUAAAAAUAACAGUGAGUCAACAAUGAUCAGAGUAGUCUUUCAUGGAUCGGCUCCUACAUCAUCUGGUCAUUCCAUCAAUGACAUUCUUAUGGUAAGCCCAAAUAUACAAAAAAUUUUGUUUUCUAUUCUUAUCAGAGCACGUCAACACAAAUAUAUCUUAACCAGCGACGUAGAAAAAAUUUAUCGGCAGGUUCUUAUACAUGAGCAGGAUAGAAAUAUGCAACUGAUAUUACGGAGGGAAGAUGAGUCUUUGCCUAUGAAAACUCUCACUCUUAACACAGUUACAUAUGGCAUAACGAGUUCUAGCUACUUAAGCACACGAUGUCUUUGGCAAAUAGGUGAAGAAUGCUCAGAUGAAAGAAUAAAAACUAUAAUACAACAUGAUUUUCUAGUUGAUGAUUUAAUUACCGGUAGUGAUGACGAUUAUACUUUAAUUUAUAUUCAACAAGCAGUUACAUCAGCACUCAAACGAGGUUGUUUCAAUUUAAGAAAGUUCAAUACUAAUUUACCUUUAAUUUUCCACAAACGAUGA
Molecule: messenger RNA, 1164 nt
Organism: Parnassius mnemosyne (clouded apollo)
Lineage: Eukaryota; Metazoa; Arthropoda; Insecta; Lepidoptera; Papilionidae
Source: the annotation of a GenBank genome assembly